CAUCACCAUCGCCAUCAGUUUUUUUAAAGAGGUGUCGGAGUUUAGGUUUGGCCAUGGGCCUGGGUUUUUUAUGUAGUUUUCUACGUUGUAGUUUAUGUUUAGCAGUUCAGCCGAUGUUUUGCGCUUUAGCUUGACCUUUAAUUGGUUCGAUGGUUUAAGUUUGAGUUCGCUGGUAGGAAUGGUGGGAUCGUGAACGCGCCACACCAACUACAGUGCAUUGAGAAUGGAAGCACCAGAACAAAGUUGGAAGAAAGUGCUGUAUGACGACCAAAGUGUUCCUGACAAUUAUGUCGACCAAUCAUUUCUGGGCCAGCUGCGUAAAAAUGUGAACCUGGUCCAUUUCAGUUUUACUGAAGCACUAUAUGGCGUCACUGGCAUGGUGCAGCAAAUUUGCCGAACAGUCCUGUUUGCUGUGCUCUUUGGUCACCUGCAGGGAGGCCUGCUGCAUCCCUCCGACCUUUUUGUUGGGCUGGCCUUACUUGGCUGGCCAAUAUACUUGCUCUAUGCAUUUGCGCAGAAAAGGAAAACUGGUGAAGUGGUGGAGGACCUUCGCAGAGCGGCCAUAUUUGUGGCAUUUGGAUCAUCUUUGGCACCCAUCAUGGGCACUUUGACCGAAACCAUAAGCACUGACACUGUGUAUGCUAUGGCUGCUGGGGCGCUGCUGCUACAUGUGGCCUGCCAUGACUAUACUCCUGGUUUGAGGAUACAAGGAGUUUGCACAACAGAAGCGCCAGAACCAGCUUCUGAUGAUGGACCAUGGGCUGCUAUAUCACUAAAUGGUGCCCUCUUUGGUGCGGUGUGCCUUGCCUCACGGCUUACUGGCAGUGGCCCUGUGCUUGCCCUCUCUUCCUUGGCAGUUGCCCUUUUUCUGCUGGCUCCCUUGUUGGCCUCCUGGGUGCAGGACCGCUGGCCUAGGCUGCAGGUGGCACUAACACUAAUUCAUGGAAUACUGGCAUUGUCAAGUUGCUGGCAGUUGAGUCCUCCCUUGGCUGCAGCACUGGCCUUAGCAUUACUGGCUGUAGGCCUGGUUCUUCCAGGGCACUUCGUUUACUGCCACCAGUACAGACAGAGUAUCCAUGGCCCAUGGGAUGAGGCAGUAAUUGAUGGCCAGCCACACUAAGUGCACUUGGAAGUUACCUGAAGUGUGCACCAGUUUCAAAGGCCAGAAGCUGAAGCGCUGGAAUGCAACCUUGCAUGAAAACACCAGCAGAUUUCAUUGCUGUGUUUUAAAUCACAUGCCUUGUGAUGCUGCUAUGAAAGCAAAUGUGCUUUCC
Molecule: messenger RNA, 1274 nt
Organism: Rhipicephalus sanguineus (brown dog tick)
Lineage: Eukaryota; Metazoa; Arthropoda; Arachnida; Ixodida; Ixodidae
Gene: PIG-C
Product: phosphatidylinositol N-acetylglucosaminyltransferase subunit C
Exons: 9
Coding region: 224-1120 (298 amino acids)
Biological process (GO): GPI anchor biosynthetic process
Cellular component (GO): membrane; glycosylphosphatidylinositol-N-acetylglucosaminyltransferase (GPI-GnT) complex
Source: RefSeq, a predicted model, not a curated record